UGAGUGGACUCAAUGGAACCACGGACUCUGUACAUCCUUUCUGUUUAAAGCCCCACCUACCCAGCAGAUUUCCAAAAGGAAAUUGUGCACACGCAUAGAGACGCACGCACAUACUUGCGGACACUCUCUUCCAAGGAAGUUUCACAACAUCGCAGCCAAGAUGGCCAAACUCUUAAUUGGUGCAGCCCUCGGCUUGGGCGGUGCUACCAUUGGGGUCCCAGUGGCACUCGGGGCCCUGGGCUUCACUGCCGCGGGGAUUGCGGCGGGAUCGGUGGCUGCUGGAAUGAUGUCGAGCACGGCCAUUGCCAGUGGUGGAGGAGUUGCUGCUGGUAGCCUUGUGGCCGUUGGGCAGUCCAUUGGUGUUGUCGGACUGUCGGCGGCAGCCAAGGCAGCCGCCACAACGGGUGGAGCCCUGCUGGCUGCCAUAUUGUUUUAACAAAAAAAUGCUAGACCUGUCCAUCAAGAGAAAGAUGCUACGCCAUGAGACAGGACAACCAGCUUGAAGCAAUGCUCGAUUUUCCUCUUUGAUAAUCGCAACUGCACUUGACUCACUUGGGUCUCUUCUUCCUGUAUUUUCCUGCUGCUGUGUAUAAAAUAAUACUGAAUUGAUAAAGCUUUGGCAAGAUCAA
Molecule: messenger RNA, 629 nt
Organism: Anolis sagrei ordinatus
Lineage: Eukaryota; Metazoa; Chordata; Lepidosauria; Squamata; Anolidae
Source: RefSeq, a predicted model, not a curated record